Uranotaenia lowii is the source of this 3835-nucleotide messenger RNA. It is a transcript of the gene ldd, whose product is annotated as glucosylceramide transporter ABCA12. NCBI's taxonomy places the organism in Eukaryota, Metazoa, Arthropoda, Insecta, Diptera, Culicidae. Gene Ontology annotation, cellular component: membrane; intracellular membrane-bounded organelle. Gene Ontology annotation, biological process: lipid transport; transmembrane transport. Gene Ontology annotation, molecular function: ABC-type transporter activity; ATP hydrolysis activity; lipid carrier activity. The record is from RefSeq and is a predicted model, not a curated record. The transcript is spliced from 10 exons. Bases 69 to 3713 code for a protein of 1214 amino acids.
AAUUUUUUUCGUCGUUCUUACAGAGUCUCUCGUUUUCCACCGCGUUCUGUUACGCCUGGCGACACAUCAUGCGAAUGGAGCUGCAGCAGCGCAGUGCUAAUUUUGUGACCGCCUUCAGCGGGACGUUCGAGGAUAACGAUCUGCAGUUCGGCAUCGUCAUGAUGCUGCUGGAUGCGGCCAUCUACUUCGCGAUCGGAUGGUUCUACGAGCGGAUGACUCACGAGGACACCACAUUCAACAAAGUCAGUAGGAUCAAGCUUGAUAAAAGUAUUGGAGCUGAGCUUCGUAACGUUGAUGUCAUCUACGAAAACAACAAGAAGGUUUUGGACAACGUUUCGGUGACCUUCAAACGUGAUGAGGUCACAUGUCUUCUUGGCCGGAAUGGUGCAGGAAAAAGUACCAUAAUAAAGCUUCUUACGGGUCAAAUUCUUCCGGUUGAAGGAGACGUCCAUCUACCGCUGGAUUAUGACCUCAUCACCGGCAUGAAGAACAACGCGGAGAAAAUCGGGCUGUGUUCUCAGAACGAUGUUCUGAUUCCAAAUCUCACUGCCAAGGAGCACCUGCAGCUGUACGCUCGGAUCAAGCUGACCAAGGGUUUCGAAACCGAGGUUCAGCGGACCCUCGAUAACCUCAAAAUGGGUAAAUACAAACACUACCGAGCUUCCGAACUGUCCGGAGGCUUCAAACGUCGACUGUGCAUAGCAAUUGCUUUUCUUGGAUCGCCAAAUUUGGUAAUUUUGGAUGAACCCUGCAGCAGUGUGGAUACCAAAGCACGAAAGUACAUUUGGGAGUUGAUUCAAAUGUUGCGUAAGGACCGUGCCGUCAUUUUAGCUACCCAUCAUUUGGAUGAGGCGGAAUCGUUGAGCGAUAAGGUUGUUGUGCUGGAGAAUGGUAAAGCUAUUCUAGAACAGAGUCAUGAGGAGCUGAAGAACUACUUCACCAAUACGAUCUACCUGGAGCUGACACUUAAAAGUCUGUCGGAAUCUGCCAACUCGGGUCUGGUUGCGGAGUUGAACAAACUGCUAGACCACCAAGAGGAAAUGAGUUACGAAACAACCAAACUACCUCGUAAUCGACUCGAGUACAAGAUAAACUACACCGGAACCAAUCCGUCAAAUAUUGAUCUGCAAUCACUCUUCGACCAGUUGAACACUCUCCAGGACCAGAAGCAGAUUCUGUCGUACGAUGUCAAGAACGAAAAUCUGAUGAACAUCUUCAAUUCAGUGAACUCCAAAGAAAGUUUGCCUUCUUGCAACGGUGAGCCGGACAUAGUUUCGGCGAACGGCUUCCACACCGAGAAACCUACCACGGAAUCUUUGAGUCCCGGUGAAUUGAUUGGUAAUCUUCUGCGCAAAAAAUUUCUUCAUUUCCGCCGAAACUAUCGGCUUCUGAUAUGUAUUCUUGUGCUGCCGACAAUCUUUGAAAUCAUUGCCAUGUUCUUCAUGACCAUACGGCCUCCGGGUGAACACGAUAAGGUGCUCGAAUUCUCUCCGGAUCUUUACCGAAAUGCGGCCGAAUUCUACACUUUAUCUGGCAACGGGACCGAGUUCCAGCAAACGAUUGACUCCGAAGUGCUGAAAUACUGCGACGUUGAAGCGAACUGCCACACCUUCAACGCUUCGGAAGAUGCCUUCCGAUGGCUGCUGCGGACUGAGGCGGAAUAUCCCGAAAGCCGAUACGGUGGCCUGACUUCUCGGAAGGACAAGCACGUAGUUUGGUACAACAACAAGGGCUAUCACUCGAUGCCGAUCUGGUUGAACAUGCUGGACUCAGCAGUGUUGAAGGCUGAACUGGGCAAUGAUUCUUACAGCAUUCGCACUACCAAUCAUCCACUGAAAAUCGAGGAAGAUCAGCUUACACUUUCGUCGAUUCUUCAACAGGUAGCCGAUGCAGGAAUAUCCCUUAUUCUGCUGGUGGCGUUCAGUUUGGUCAUCGCCGGAGCCUCCGUGUACAUUGUGAACGAGCGUAUUCGCGGCGAUAAAAUGCAGCAACGGCUAUCUGGGGUGAAACUUGGAUAUUAUUGGGGCGUUACCUACCUGUGGGAUGCAAUGAUAUUCCUGGUGGCCGUAGUGCUUGCGUUGAUAGUGUUCAGUGUAUUCGCUAUUCCUGCAUACGUAGACAAAGAUCAGCUCGGUGGUAUUUGUUUACUGCUACUGUUCUACGGUUUCGCAACCAUUCCAGCGGUACACCUGUUCGAGAAACUGUUCAACGACGCUAGCUUCGCCAACAUGUCACUGUUCUGCUUGAACGUGAUCACCGCACUCGGUACCCUUACGAUCAUCAUCCUAUUCGACAUUCUCGGAGAAACGGAUACUUCCGAACACAUGCGAAACUUCCUCAAUCGAAUGUUCCUGAUCCUACCGCAGCACGCUCUCUCCGAUGGGCUCAUCGAACUGUCCAAGAACUACAUCCAAGCGGAAAUCUUCAAACGAUACUACAUCGACACCUACAAGUCGCCAACAACUUUGCUAAAACCGCACAUGAUCGCCCUCGUAGUCAUGGGAAUCGUCUUCAUGAUCCUAAACAUCAUCGUCGAAAAGAAGAUCGUCCAGAAGUUCUUCCUCGAGGCUGAGUCCGGUCUCGGUCCAUCGUACGAGCUGAAGGUGGUCCUUUCGGACGAAGCCGUGCUCAAUGGUAACGGGAAGAAGAAAUCGGUGACCGCCGAUCAGAUCCUGUCGGUAGAUCAUCUGACCAAACGCUACCGGAAGGGUGAACCGGUCGUUAACGACGUCACCUUCAAGAUACACUAUGGCGAGUGUUUCGGCCUGCUAGGGACCAAUGGGGCCGGUAAAUCUACCAUCUUUUCGAUUCUCUCCGGGGAGCAGCUUCAGAGCGCCGGUAGCUUCUGUUUGUUUUCAUUGAAUGGUCUAUCAUACUGCCCGCAGGGUAGUUUUCUGGAUCCGUUGCUCACCGUGGAGGAGGUGAUCGAGUUUUACGGUCGACUGAGGAACGUUGAAAGCAUCGAUAAGCUGGUCAUCGAAACCCUGCGGGAGUACCACCUGGAACCGUACAAGCGCAUUCUGGUGAAAAACCUCAGCGGAGGCAACCGACGCAAGCUGUGCGUUGCGGUAGCCUGCUUCGGCUACACCGAUCUAAUCCUGAUGGACGAACCGACCAGCGACAUGGAUCCGGUGACGCGAACCAUCGUGUACCGAACGAUCGAACGGCUCAACGCCCAGAACCGGUCGGUUCUGCUCACUUCCCACAGUAUUUCCGAGAUCGAUCGGAUCUGCCAGCGGAUAGCGAUCCUCAAGGAUGGCAAACUGCUCACCGUCGAUACGCCCGGCAGCCUAACCGAUCGGUAUGGCAACAGCUACCUGGUCACGAUCUACAUGGAGGACAACAAGGAGGUGGAUCUCAGCAGGAGUAUUGAACGAGAGUUCCGGCUCAGCCAAGAAUUGAUUCAGAACAAAAAUUCGCUACAGUUUGUGUGCAAGAUCCAACCAGACCUGCGGAAGCAAGGAGGCAUCGAAAAGCUGCACAAAAACAGUCAAGUUACGAUUAAUCUUGGCAAUGGCACCGGCAGCGACAAUACGACUGGGUCGUCGUCCUCAAUCACCAGCAUAAGCGAGCUGGUCUUGAAGCUGCACCUUUUUGCUCAAAAACAUCAACUGCGGUACACGGUGGCACGAUGCUUGCUGGAUCAGGUAUUUGAAAACAUUCUACAGAACCACGAGGAGGAACACGUCAAUUCGGGUUUCGUGGAAAGCUGAAGCAGGUCCUCAUAUCUCCUCAAUCUUAUCCAUCCCCUUAAUCUAGCUGUUAGGUAGCUGUUACGUACUUAAUUUGAAGAUUGCUUAUAGGCAAUCAAUAACCAAUAAAUGGAAGAAUGACA